ACUAGCGGGCAGCAAAAUGGCGACGGAAGUGACGACAGAGUCUUUGAAAAGAAGCGGCAGCACGAGCUAUAGUGCAGUCUUGUCAAAAUAAAUAAAUAAAUAUAAAAUGUAAGAUGGCAUUACUGGCACCUUACACCAAAAUACCUGAACCCAAUACUGCGACUAUUCUGUUGGUCGAAAGCGAGGAGAAGUUUCAGUCCAGACUAGCCGACGCUAUAGUGCAGCGCGAGAACGACGCCAUCGUCAACGUGCGUCUGGCUCGUAGACUUCCUCUCCCUGUGGAGAACAGCGAGACUCGGCCCCGUGUGGAUCUGGUGGUGUUUAUAGUCAACCUCCUGUCAGAGCACAGUCUUCAGGUGGUGGAGAAUUCCCUCAGUCACCUGAGAUCAGAUUUUUUCCUCGGGAAGGUGUGCUUCAUGGUGACUGAUGCGAGGUGUGGCGCUCUGACUCAGGAGCGGUUGCUCAGUGUGAAGAAACUUGCAGCGUCUCACCGAUGUCCUUUAAUCUGUGCUGAACACCAGACAGAGGAUGGUGUUGCCAUGGCAGCGUCGAGACUCCUCACCCUCCUGAAGGUGUCGGCCGGUCUGUCUCCCGUGGCGACCACAGCGCUCUACCUGUCCACUCUGACCCGCUGCACCGUGCCCUCGGAGCUCGAUGAGGACUGACCUUUCACCCCUUUACCUUUCUCUGAUUCUUUUCAGAUCCUGCAUCAGUAUCAUCCCUGUCGAGAUGCUUAGAGUCUGCAGUUACAAUAGGAAAUUUGAAAAAUGUAUAAAUUUGAAGCUUUAGAAUCAGAGUUGUAAUGUAAUAUAUUUACACUGACCACAAAGGAGUUUUAGUAAAUAAAUCAGGUGGUCAACUAAAAGGUUCCACUGAGGUGCAAAGUUAUCAGCUUACUUACAGAUCUCAAGAUUUUUUCUUUUUGUGUCACUUUUUACUGCACCUUAGUUAACAGCAGGUGGUGCUGUGUCCCUAUAUCCCUGAACCUUGUAGGUUUUCUUAUUUUCCUUCCCCAUCCAUCCUAGCUGAACGUGGUGUGUUCUGCAGCUCCUCAUGUCUUGGUCCUCGUGUAUAAAGUUUUUUUACAUAAUGUAGAUAUGUAUAGCAGUAGCUGUAUGAUUUCUUCUGUGUUUUUAACGCUCUCAGCUUGUCUUUUGUUGCCACAGUGUUCAUUAUUAAACCAUGAAGCUUUUUU
Molecule: messenger RNA, 1195 nt
Organism: Hemibagrus wyckioides
Lineage: Eukaryota; Metazoa; Chordata; Actinopteri; Siluriformes; Bagridae
Gene: pane1
Product: proliferation associated nuclear element
Exons: 6
Coding region: 114-665 (183 amino acids)
Source: RefSeq, a predicted model, not a curated record